This is a messenger RNA of Hypomesus transpacificus, 2103 nucleotides long. It is a transcript of the gene cnga1a, whose product is annotated as cyclic nucleotide gated channel subunit alpha 1a. The coding region runs from base 1 to 2103 and encodes 700 amino acids. Gene Ontology annotation, molecular function: cGMP binding; voltage-gated potassium channel activity; intracellularly cGMP-activated cation channel activity. The record is from RefSeq and is a predicted model, not a curated record. Gene Ontology annotation, cellular component: intracellular cyclic nucleotide activated cation channel complex; plasma membrane. Gene Ontology annotation, biological process: potassium ion transport; monoatomic cation transmembrane transport. The transcript has 8 exons. Lineage: Eukaryota; Metazoa; Chordata; Actinopteri; Osmeriformes; Osmeridae.
AUGGCAACCACAUCGAGCACCAGGCGCUACCUGUCUGUGUCGUCUCGUGUCACCUCAGAAAUGGACACUGACACAGAGGGGGACAGCACAGAGGAUGACGUAGACCCACAGCCUCCUGGCCCAGGUCGUCUGUUCAACGUCAACAACAGCAAUAACAAUGAGGGAGAAGAGAAAACAAAGAAGAAAAAAGAGAAGAAAGAAAAAAAGGAGAAAAAGGAGAAGAAGGAGAAGAAGGAGAAGAAAGAGAAGAAAAAGGAGAAAAAGGAAAGGGAGGAAAAUGAAAGAGAAGAGGAGCAAGAGAAAGAAAAGGAGAAGGAGAAAGAGAAGGAAAGGGAGAAGGCAAAGGCGAAGCCCAAGGAGGUGUUUGUCAUUAACCCUGCCGGCAGUUUGUACUACAACUGGCUAUUUGUCAUCGCAAUUCCAGUCAUGUACAACUGGACAAUGAUUAUUGCAAGGGCCUGUUUUGAGGAACUCCAGCAUGACUACCUUCUCACCUGGAUGAUUCUGGACUACUGCUCUGAUGUCCUGUACCUGGCUGACAUGGCCUUCAGGGCCAGGACAGGUUACCUGGAACAAGGCCUUCUGGUGAAGGAUAAGAAGAUGCUGCGUGAGCGCUACUUCAGCAGCCUACAGUUCCGUGUGGAUGUUGUGUCCAUGCUCCCCACAGACGUAUUCUACUUGUACCUGGGGCUGGACUACCCGGAGAUCCGCAUCAACAAGUUGCUGCGCAUCAACCGCAUGAUGGAGUUCUUUACCCGUACCGAGACCAAGACCAACUACCCCAACAUCUUCCGUAUCUCCAAUCUGGUCAUGUACAUCAUCAUCAUCAUCCACUGGAACGCCUGCCUCUACUAUUCCUUCUCCAAGUCCAUCGGCUUUGGAUCGGACGCCUGGGUCUACCCUGCCCUGGAUGACCCAGAUGAGCCAGAGUUUGGGGAGCCCAUGAGGAAAUACGCCUUCAGUCUCUACUGGUCGACCCUGACGCUGACCACCAUCGGGGAGACGCCGUCCCCAGCCCUGGACUCCGAGUUCCUGUUCCACGUGGUGGACUUCUUGGUUGGGGUCCUGAUCUUCGCCACCAUCGUGGGCAACAUCGGCUCCAUGAUCACCAACAUGAACGCCGCCCAGACCCAGUUCCAGUCCCGCAUCGACAACAUCAAGCAAUACAUGCAGGUGCGUAAGGUCAGUAAGGAACUGGAGGACCGUGUCAUUAAGUGGUUUGACUACCUGUGGAACAAUGGGAAGGCUCAGAAUGAGAGGGAGGUGUUGAGGUACCUGCCAGACAAGCUGAGGGCAGAGAUCGCCAUCAACGUCCACCUGGAUACGCUGAAGAAGGUGCGCAUCUUUGCCGACUGCGAGGCGGGCCUGCUGAUUGAGCUGGUGUUGAAACUACGACCCCAGGUGUUCAGCCCGGGGGACUUCAUCUGUAAAAAGGGUGACAUCGGACGCGAGAUGUACAUCAUCAAGGAGGGCAAGCUAGCGGUCGUGGCCGACGACGGCAUCACCCAGUUUGUUGUCUUGGGCGACGGAAGCUACUUUGGCGAGAUCAGCAUCCUCAACAUCAAGGGCAGCAAGGCAGGGAACCGGAGGACUGCCAACAUCCGGAGCAUUGGCUACUCUGACCUCUUCAUCCUGUCCAAAGAUGACCUGAUGGAGGCCAUGACGGAGUACCCGGAUGCAAAGGUCAUUCUGGAGGACAAGGGCAGACAGAUCUUGCUAAAGGACGGCCUCCUGGAUCUGGACCCAGCCAACAUCAUGCCCGACACCAAGGACCUGGAGGAGAAGGUCGACCGCAUGUACAGCACCAUGGAGCUGAUGCAUAUGAAGCUGAAAAAGCUGCUGGCAGACUACACCAUCACAGACCAGGCCAUCGUGGAUCGCAUCGCCAUGAUGGAGCGCCUGACCGGAGACGAGCCGGAGGAGGACGAGCAAGGGGAAGGGGAGGAGGCAAAAGCAGAGGCAGAGGAAGAGACAAAAGAGGAAGGAGUGCUGGAGGAGGAGAAAAAGGGAGACGAGGCAGACGAGGAGAAAAAAGACGAGGAGAUGGAGAAGAAGGAAGAGGCUAAAAAAGAUGAACAGGAGAAGAAAACAAAGGAGAAGUAG